CUGACGCACACUUUCACUUCGCACGAGUUGUUUACAAUCACAAAUGUUGGUUUUUAUUUUUAAUAGUUCUUGUGUCCUAAUAUGUUAAGCAUUAUCAGUUUUUAAUUUAAAUUUUUACAGUUUAUUAAUAUAGGAAGUUUCAGAAUGGAUUCCUGUGCUAAUGUAGAAAAAGAGAUUGAGAAAGUGUUGAGUAAAUUUGGUGCAUUUAAUGACCAUGUAUGGCGGACACUAACAGAACUUAUUGAAUAUGUGCAAGGCAUUCAGAGAGAAUUUAUGGAAGCACCCCAAACAAAUGAUAUAACACCUGCUCAAGCUCUUAUUCUCACUCAAUGUGCAAAAAAAGUGAAAGACGUGGUUGCUGCUAUGGCUACUGAACAUAGAGAUCUACAUGGAACAGUAUCCAAAGUUGGAAAAGCUAUUGAUAAAAAUUUUAUUGCUGAUUUUGCUACCACAAGCAAUGAAAAUGUGUUCCAGAGUCCUGAGAAUGUGAAAUUGCUGAAUCAGGUUAUAAGCGAACAUUUUCUCAGGCAAGGAAUGCUUGAAAUCGCUGAAGAGUUAAUUAAAGAAACAGGCCUCCAAAUGGAACAGAACAAAAGGGAACCAUUCUCAGAAUUAAACAGAAUACUAGAUGCAUUAAAGAGAAGAGAUUUGGAACCUGCUCUUUUCUGGGCUCAAUCAAAUAGGAAGAAAUUGUUGGAACAAAACAGUUCUUUGGAAUUCAGACUUCAUAGAUUACAUUUUAUUGAUUUAUUACAACAAGGAAUAUUUAAGCAAGAAGAAGCUAUAAGUUAUGCUCGAAAGAAUUUUCAGCAUUUAGCAAUACAACAUGAAAAAGAUAUCCAAGUUCUAAUGGGAAGUCUUUUGUACUUAAGACAAGGAGUUGAAAAUUCACCGUACAGUUAUCUGUUAGAUCCGAUACAUUGGGCUGAAAUCUGUGAUAUUUUUACUAGAGAUGCCUGUGCUUUACUUGGUUUAUCUGUGGAAAGUCCGUUGGCAGUUUGUACUAAUGCUGGCUGCAUAGCUUUACCAGCUCUGUUAAAUAUAAAGCAAGUAAUGCAGCAGAGGUUAGUUACAGGUGUAUGGAAUACAUGUGAUGAGUUACCUAUUGAAAUUGACCUUGGGAGGAAAUGUCAUUUUCAUUCCAUCUUUGCUUGUCCCAUCUUGAGACAACAGACUUCUGAAAAUAAUCCUCCUAUGCGACUUGUUUGUGGUCAUGUGAUAUCUAGGGAUGCCCUUCAUAAAUUAGCUAAUGGAAAUAAACUGAAAUGUCCUUAUUGUCCAGUGGAACAAAAUCCAUCUGAUGCAAGACUGAUUCAUUUUUAAGCAAUUUGAGCUACAUAUUAAUAUAAUGCAAAAGAAAAUGCUAUUCAUUAGUAACGCUGAGGACUAUUUUUGGAAGUGUAGCACUGUAGAAAAGUGCUAAGGUGUAUGAUAUUGUAUUUUAGGUGUAAUUGUCUUGCUUUAAGAAUUAAAAGAUUUAUUUUGUAUCUUUUA
Molecule: messenger RNA, 1494 nt
Organism: Stegodyphus dumicola
Lineage: Eukaryota; Metazoa; Arthropoda; Arachnida; Araneae; Eresidae
Gene: Sou
Product: required for meiotic nuclear division 5 protein souji
Biological process (GO): proteasome-mediated ubiquitin-dependent protein catabolic process
Cellular component (GO): GID complex; cytoplasm; nucleus
Molecular function (GO): protein binding; ubiquitin protein ligase activity
Source: RefSeq, a predicted model, not a curated record